Messenger RNA from Leishmania mexicana MHOM/GT/2001/U1103, 2781 nucleotides. RefSeq lists its product as hypothetical. Lineage: Eukaryota; Euglenozoa; Kinetoplastea; Trypanosomatida; Trypanosomatidae. The transcript has a single exon. The coding region runs from base 1 to 2781 and encodes 926 amino acids. The record is from RefSeq and is a predicted model, not a curated record.
AUGCUGCCCGGUCUUCUCAAGUGGUGCCUGUCGUCGAGCUCCACGCCGCAGGAUGUUUUCCAGCGCACGCACGCGCGUCUCGCCUGCCCGCCACUGCUGAGCCUCUCCGGCGCGGACAGCAGCGGUGCCGCAUCACCACAGUCCAGAGUCGUUGACCCGUAUCACUUCAUUGUAUGUCAGCACGGUGUUCUCGGCAGCGCGGCAGACUUUGAAAACAUCAUCGUGGACUCCUUUGUGCACCACGAAGUUAGCGUGCUGGAGGUGACGAAGAUGGUGGUGACUGCGGAACGGGAGGAAUCAGCAGAGAUGCCCGCAGGUGAGUGUGCGGCGGAUAGAGGCGUGCGUGUACGGGGCGAAUUCUCUGGGCCUCCUCUGCCCUUCUACGGCAGCCCGCGCCCGACGUACCACCUUUCCAGUGUUCCUUCCUCUGCGUCUGUCCCCGCCGCGUGCAUUUCCGGGACCAGUGGCGCCUGCCAUACCGUAGUGAGUCCCAUGAGCAGCGUGCCGACAGUGCCGGAGAGCACGGCGAGCUCGGUGAGCUCCAUGAACGGCAACGUGAUGCCGAGAGCCGAACUGAAGAAGGUGCUGUUGGAAGCAACUUCCAUGAAGGCGGCGGCGGCGCAGCAGCAUCAACGACAGCCUGCUUCCAUGUGCGACAUUGCAGACGCUGCCGACAAGGCUUCAGGAUUGCAGGAGGUGGCUCCUGUCUCAAACUUCGAUAACGCCUUGGCGGCCGAGCAGCAUGCGCGGCGCGCCGCGUACAGGGCCGCCUAUCGCUUGCAGAUUGAGUACCCGAACCGCAUGAAUGGGCGUCUCUACCGCAGCGGCAACUUGCAGUGCUUCUCACCGGGCAGCAACGAGUACCUGCGCACAGAUGCUGGUACACAGGUUUGUGCGCGCAGGAUGCUGGCGGAGGUGGUCCCCGCCCUGCACACGUGGCUGAACGAGGUGGAGUCGAAGGAGCAGCAGCGCCGGGCCAAGUGGGCGGUUUACGCUCACACGGUGGGCACAAGCGACGCGGCGCGCCUCUCGGCAGAGGCGGCGGCACCGCUUCCGAUAUGCUUCUCUGUGAUGGCACACAGCUUCGGCGGCAUUAUCCAGCGCGAGUUUCUCUAUCUUCUUCUCGUCGAUCAAACGGAAACGCGGGCAAGCGACGCCAUGCUCUUCCACGACAUCGUGACUCUGCGCCAGAGGCUGCAGAGGCUGCACGUGACCUUCGAGAAUUUCCUGACUGUCGCCACCCCGCACUGCGGUGCCGGGGAGUGUCUUUGGUGGCCAAUCUACUUUGGUGCCUGGUGCCUCGCGCGCAUGAAGCUCUGCCAGACCUACGACGAACUCAUCUUGUCCGACGCGAACCGCAUCUUUCAGCGGCGCCUCCUUGACGAGCCUCACCUGCGCGUGCUGCAACUCUUUCGGCGCCGUGUGCUGUUUGCGAACACGCACCGCGACAUCUUAGUCGGAUUCGGCACGUGCUCACUUAUUUUUGAGAAUGUGGACACGGACCACACCAAGUUCAUUGGCGUGGCCCCCGGCACGGCGCACUGCGCGGCAGCCUUUGCGAACGAGGCGACGGAGGUGUCGAAGCCGAUUCUCCUGCGCUCUUUCGAAGAGAUGGAGGAUGAGGAGGCAGACGGCGGUGGCGGCAGCAACAACAGCAGCGUCCGGCACGAUUUUCAGCUCUCUGCGUCGGCGCGUGCGAGGAGCUACACCAUGGAUGACCUUGCUUCCGCUUUGGCACCUUCGUCAGCUGCCGCUGCCACGGUGGUGCGUCAGGUGUCGUACCCAUCGGCACGCAAGUGCGCCGGCAUGCCGGUGAGUGUCAUGGAGGGCGACUCCGAUGACAGCGAUUUCCUGACAGCAACCCUGCGACCACAGGCUACCUCAUCGUCCGCGUCAGGUUUGACGGCGUCGCCGACGUCGACGCCGCCGUCAUACUCCCAGUCGCCGAUGCCUGAGAGCAUCACCGCGACAAGGAUGCAAUCCUCCGUCUUUGCUGCAUUGCGGACGAUUGGGAGAACGGUACCGGUGCAUGGUGAAGAGACGGUGCGCGUGGAGGAUGUAGCUGUUCCGUUGGCUGAACACAUUGACGAGGGUAGAAACGAGCUCGACAGUGGCUCGCAGUCAUCUGCGUCUGGGGCAUCGACGGUCGGCUCGCUGCUGUCGAGACCGUUCUCCCUACUGCGGCGGCGCGACAGCUUGAUCUUACCCUCGCCGCUUCUGAAGCGGUUCGUCUGUAGCCGCAGCGAAGCUGCGGCGACGAGCGAUGCUCACGACCUCGGCGACGUGGGCUCAGUAACGUCGUCGCGCCGCAGCCGUAACAGCAGCACCGUGACAUCUCUCCUGCGCGAUCCUCGCUGGGCCUCCGAGCGCGUUCGCAGGGUCGCCUCUACAGUGCACGCGGAAGUGGAGAGGUGGCUGUGGGCUCCAACGACGACUCCGAAGAUAGGCGAGACGUCGACAUCAGGCGAAUCGAAUAGGGCCGCUGCCGCGGCCGCGGAGAGUGUGACGGCGUUCUCUAAGCGCACGUCUUUGGUCGCGUCAGCGCAGUCUCCAAUGGCACUGCUGAUGUCUGGCACAGGGGCUGAUGUUCCGGAGUACCAUCGAGCUCCUCGCGCCAUUGCGGCGACGCUGCGCCGAAAGAUGAGCUGGCGCGUUCGCGCCAUUCGACUCGACAAUAUUCUGCCAGCGGGCCACGUCGCGUGUCUGGGCAACUGGGCCUUCUUCGGCCGCUCACCAUCGGUGGUUCAGGCUGCUGCCGAGGAGCUGCUCAUCAUUCUCUAG